Messenger RNA from Asparagus officinalis (garden asparagus), 916 nucleotides. RefSeq names its product NAC transcription factor NAM-B1-like. Gene Ontology annotation, biological process: regulation of DNA-templated transcription. Gene Ontology annotation, molecular function: DNA binding. Lineage: Eukaryota; Viridiplantae; Streptophyta; Magnoliopsida; Asparagales; Asparagaceae. Bases 54 to 659 code for a protein of 201 amino acids. The record is from RefSeq and is a predicted model, not a curated record. The transcript is spliced from 3 exons.
CCAAAAAAUAAAAAUAAAUUAUAAGGCAGAAGCCAUUAUAUCUUAUAAUAAGCAUGGAUUCUUCGCCUUCAGCUCUUUCUGCUUCUUCUCCUUUGGAACUGACGUCGCCAUUGCCUCCAUACAAUGAAGACGGAACCCAUCCUUGUUUGCCGAUAGGGUUUCGAUUUUGCCCGACCGGCGAUGUCGUCAUCAGGCAUUUUGUACGCAACAAAGUUUUGGGAGCGCCGUUACCAAUUAACCCUAUCAAAGAGAUUGAUGUCUACCUCUUUGAACCUGAGGAACUCCCCAUUACUAUGUCUAAUGGGGAUGAGAUUUGGAUGUAUUUCUUUGUGUACAUGGCUGAGGAGAACUCAGACCGUUCCACCCCGAAAGGCUAUUGGAAGUUAGAUGUGAGCGAUGAGCCCAUCAAGGAUUCUGAUACCAAAGAAAUCAUCGGGUUAAAGAACACAUUUAUCUACUAUAGGAAAGAGCUUGGACCAAAUGGGCGAUACAAGACCAAUUGGACCAUGCAAGAAUUUCAAGCAACCAAUAUAGAGAACCUUAAAGAUCCCAAGAUGAAAAAUUGGGUUAUAUGCAAAAUAGAAACAGUGAUUCCUCAGGAAUAUGAGGUGAAAGUUUCGAAGAAGGGUAAAAUGAGCAAUCGUGUACAUAAGCAAUAAGAAGUAUUUCCCCCUUAUUGAGAAGGGGAAUCAUCAUAUUUCCUUUCCUUGAGAUGGUCGAUAUUUUAUCAUGGUCUUUCAGUUGAUCAUAAAAUUUUGUAGUAGUUGAAGGAAAUUCAAAGCCAGUUAUCUUUUGUUUAUUUUCUAUUUUCUUUUAGCAUUUGUAGUUUGGUGUUGAUCGGGCUAUUUGCCCCUAGCAAUUUAGUUCUAUGGGAUAUUACCUGUAAUUGUCUGUUACCCUUUUCUUAAUCAAUGAU